This is a messenger RNA of Acomys russatus (golden spiny mouse), 339 nucleotides long. RefSeq names its product 2-iminobutanoate/2-iminopropanoate deaminase-like. The record is from RefSeq and is a predicted model, not a curated record. The coding region runs from base 1 to 339 and encodes 112 amino acids. The transcript has a single exon. NCBI's taxonomy places the organism in Eukaryota, Metazoa, Chordata, Mammalia, Rodentia, Muridae.
AUGUCACCCCCCCAUCAGGAGGUCCGCACUGAGGCAGCCCUAAGGACCUGGCCACUGUCCCUACAGCUAGUAUCAGAGGACAGGACCAGUUAUAUAUCAGAGCAGCUAGAUGUGGGUCCUCUGAGCAGACAGCUUGUGCCAGGACAGGAAGCAAGCUCUCCCAAAAGGCUGAUUCCGGAAGCCAAAGGCUGUGACUUGGCUAAUGGGGCAAGAAUCUUGCGGGCUGAUGUAACUGCAUCCUGCCAGAGAAACCUCCGAGAGGACCUUCAGAGUAUUCUCCAUGUUGCUGCUGCUAGCCACGGUGCCCUGUUCCCAGAAGGGGGCCAUGCGGAGACUUAA